AAUGAUCUGUGUAGUAUCCCUACAGAGAUUGGGCACCUAUGCAACUUGACACUCCUCGACCUGUCCAAGAACAGCCUCACCUCGUUGCCAGACUCGACCCAACACCUCACGCGACUUUUCGGUCUCACGUUGUCCUUCAACUUUCUCGAGAGCCUCCCCACAGGCAUUGGAAAGCUCACAAAAAUGAAGUCGCUCUAUCUCAACAGCAAUCGUCUAAGCCGGAUCCCUGCUGAAAUCGGAAACAUGAAGGACCUC
Messenger RNA from Gamsiella multidivaricata, 255 nucleotides. RefSeq lists its product as uncharacterized. Gene Ontology annotation, molecular function: protein binding. Lineage: Eukaryota; Fungi; Mortierellomycota; Mortierellomycetes; Mortierellales; Mortierellaceae. The annotation marks the transcript as partial. The transcript has a single exon. The record is from RefSeq and is a predicted model, not a curated record.